CGGAAAGCAUUUAUUCGAUCACGAGGGAAAGCGGGUUAGUGGAGCAACACCAUGUCAGCCACGUUCCCGGGUCUGGUCCAUGAUGCCGAGAUUUAGAGUAAAAAUCGUUGUGAUGCAUCUCCAGAAAGCAGAGCUUCACGUAGGCUAGAUACGUCAUGACGGGUCCAACAGUUACCGUCUGAUGCAGCUCGGCUGCCUCGAGAGCGUUGCCAACUCCUCCGUGGCCUACAGCUCAUCCUCGCCGCUCACAGCGUACCCUGCGGCGGGCACCGAGUUCGCAUCGCCCUACUUUUCUACCAACCACCAGUAUACCCCCCUACACCACCAGUCGUUCCACUAUGACUUCCAGCACUCCCACCCCGCGGUGGGCCCGGAGGCGUAUGGCCUCAACUCUCUCCACUCUGGGCAGUACUACCAGCAAAUUCACCACGCGACCCACGGAGACACAGACUUCAUCAACCUGCACAGUGCCCGUGCACUCAAAUCCUCGUGUCUGGACGAGCAGCAGCGGCGCGAGCUGGGCUGCCUGGACGCCUACAGGCGCCAUGACCUGUCUUUGAUGACGUCACAUGGCGGGCAGUACGGCAUGCACCACGACCAGAGGCUGCUGCCGGCUGCUGGUCUAGGGCUCCCUCCCCCUGGGGCGGAUGACCUGCAGGGCUCGGUGGAAGCACAAUGCGGGCUCGUGCUGAACGGCCAAGGAGGUGUCAUCCGAAGAGGAGGAACCUGCGUGGUGAACCCCACAGAUCUGUUCUGCUCUGUCCCUGGGCGUCUGUCCCUGCUCAGCUCAACCUCCAAAUAUAAAGUCACCAUCGCUGAGGUGAAGAGACGCCUCUCUCCCCCAGAGUGUCUCAAUGCCUCAUUACUAGGAGGAAUUCUCCGCAGAGCCAAGUCUAAGAAUGGUGGUCGUUGUCUGAGAGAGAAGUUAGAUCGUCUGGGACUCAAUCUGCCGGCUGGACGAAGGAAAGCUGCCAAUGUCACACUGCUCACCUCGCUGGUAGAAGGUGAGGCGCUCCAUUUGGCCAGAGACUUUGGGUACACGUGUGAGACAGAGUUUCCUACUAAGGCUGUAGGGGAGCAUCUGGCCCGGCAACACAACGAACCCAAGGAGACCAGCGCACGGAAGAAGAUGGUGUUGGCCACAAAGCAGAUCUGUAAGGAGUUCCAGGACCUGUUGAGUCAGGAUCGCUCUCCUCUGGGCUCUUCUAGACCCACCCACAUACUGGAUCUGGACAUACAAAGACAUCUCACACACUUCAGCCUGAUCACCCACGGCUUUGGCACUCCUGCUGUGUGUGCAGCUCUCAGCACCUUCCAGACUGUCCUCAGUGAGAUGCUCAACUUCCUGGAUAAAAAUUCUGCUGCAGGGAACCCUGGGAAAACCUCUGGUCAGGAGUCAGAAAAGACCGGGACUGUCCGAAAAACUAGCGAACCCCUGAAUAAAGAUGGAAAAGCUGAAAAGACAGAGUAGCUCCUCCCCUGUGCCUUGGAGCAGUGUGUGUGUGUGUGUGUGUGUCAGGGUUUUGAUCCCUGUAAGGAGAAGCUAAUCUCCAUGGAGAUGAACAGAGACUUUUAUUUAUUCUGAUCAACAGGAAGUAGAGACAUGGACUUCCUGUCACCGCCAUCUGGGAGCCAACAGAAGAGGAGCGAGGCACACAGACACACACACACACACGGCCACUCAAGCCAACAUACACAUAAACACACACACACACACACACAUACAGUUGGUUUCCCCUCCUCCAGAGUCCACCUAAACAGUGCAAUUAUUGCCAUCAGUAAUUUUACCAUUGUGUGUGUGUGUGUUUGUGCACAAGUGCGUGUGUGUGUGUGUGAGUGCGCGUGCAAGUGUGUAUGUGUGUUUGAGUCCCAAUUUCAGAGACUCAGCCAUUUUGUAACGGUGACUAUUUAGUUGCCAUAGAAACAGUUUGUUGUGCAUGUCUCUCUUUGUACACUGCCCAGAACAAUGUUUCUGACUCAAGCUCUUUGCCAUUCAUAAACAUUUGUAUAGAUAUAUAUAAAUAUUUAAAUAACUUUUCUUGUAGGCUUUGAACUAUAU
Molecule: messenger RNA, 2059 nt
Organism: Esox lucius (northern pike)
Lineage: Eukaryota; Metazoa; Chordata; Actinopteri; Esociformes; Esocidae
Gene: tfap2d
Product: transcription factor AP-2 delta (activating enhancer binding protein 2 delta)
Exons: 9
Coding region: 182-1471 (429 amino acids)
Biological process (GO): regulation of cell population proliferation; anatomical structure development; regulation of transcription by RNA polymerase II
Cellular component (GO): nucleus
Molecular function (GO): RNA polymerase II transcription regulatory region sequence-specific DNA binding; DNA-binding transcription factor activity, RNA polymerase II-specific
Source: RefSeq, a predicted model, not a curated record